AUGGACUCCCAAUCGCCAAACCCGCCCUAUGCAGUACCUCCACCGUUCUCCCCUCCUCUCUCUGCCCAUCGCUCCUCCGCCGACUCGCAAAAACCCGCUUCCAUCGACAUCGACAUGAUGAGAUCUGACGAUCGAUCCACCAGGGCGGGUAGUGUCCUCUCUGGCAUGUCAAUCGAAGACAUGGAAGCUGCAGAGACACUCAACAACCUCUCUCAGAAAUUCCAUUCCCCGAGACAGCCCCAUCAACAGCCCCCUACGCUCGUGCAAACGCAUACCACAUUUCACGACCACCAGUCUGAACCCCUGCUACGACUGUUCACCAGCCAGUAUCCAUGGACGAGACCACUGAUCGAUGGCUCCUUAUCUGCUUAUAAAACAACUCAGUCAUACAUACCCGGCGCCGAAUGGACUGAGAGAAACGUGGGCCUGCCUAUCGCGGGAACUAUGGCCAGAAUAUCAGGUGCGGAAGCUGGGCUACGCUGGGCAUUACAGCCCAAGCGUGACGGGAGAUCGCCAAUGAAGAACUCGGACGUGGAGAAGGGCUACUCUGAUACUGCCCCUGACGGCACGCGCCGACCAAAUUCUGAGAUGACUUGUUCCGAAACUCUUCCCGCCUACAAUGAUGGCGACCGCUCACCUCCCUACAGUGAACAACAAGUCCUGCUUCAGCGCCGCGAUGACCGUCAACCCCCACCAGGUUGGCGACAACAGCUUGUCGUGUCAACCAGCGGCCUGGGUAUUGCCAUGAGCGACGAGUCCAUCAGAAGUCUGAAAUACUGUUUGAGCUGGCUACGUUGGGCGAACGGCCACCUGGGCGAAGCUAUCCAGAACUUGAGGAAUCUUCUCGAGAGGUGGGAUGAAGGACUUACUCCUGGAGAACAGCCGCCGACCAUGUCUGUUGCCAACAUGACUCAAACGCAGGAAGAGAGGAGGCAAGCAGCUCUCUCCGCUCGCAUUGCGGCCCUCAAGGCCGAUGUUCUGCAGACCCUGAAGCACGUCGUGGGGAUAGUGUCCAACUAUGCCGGUGGCGCGUUGCCUCAAAACGCUCGAGAUCUUGUUCACAGACAUCUUACAAGUCUACCUCAACGGUUUAGCUUGGCGAAUAUGGAAGGCGAAGACCCAUCGGCCUACCCCAACGCAUCCGAGGCCGCCAAGAGCGGGAGACGAGUCAUGGUCCUGGCCCAAGAGGGACUGGAUAUGAUGACCCAAGUUAGCCGGGUGGUCAAUGAUACUCUGGUCAGCGCCGAAGGGUGGUGCGAGAAACUUGGGCGGAGAAGGAAUGACGAGCAACAGACGCAGCAGCAAUACGUGUUCGCCAUUGAGAAAAUGGAGACUGAACGUCGCGAUGGAGGGUCAAGAAGCGAAACGGUGCGAAGCGAGACGCUGGCGCCAAGUGAAAGUGAAAAGGAAAACGGGGAUACUAAGAUGACAAUGUAA
This is a messenger RNA of Cladophialophora yegresii CBS 114405, 1437 nucleotides long. RefSeq lists its product as uncharacterized. The transcript has 2 exons. Bases 1 to 1437 code for a protein of 478 amino acids. Gene Ontology annotation, biological process: regulation of transcription by RNA polymerase II; phospholipid biosynthetic process; endoplasmic reticulum unfolded protein response. The record is from RefSeq and is a predicted model, not a curated record. Lineage: Eukaryota; Fungi; Ascomycota; Eurotiomycetes; Chaetothyriales; Herpotrichiellaceae. Gene Ontology annotation, molecular function: transcription corepressor activity. Gene Ontology annotation, cellular component: nucleus; endoplasmic reticulum.